UCUCUUCCUCCUCCCUUCCACGCCUCCUCCCUCCGUCUCCUUUGUCCUUCAUUUUCUCUUCAUUUUCUUUCAAGGCAGGGCCUUCAGUUCCUUCAAGUCAGCUAGUCUAUCCGAGCGUCGUCGCCACAUCUUCAUUCCUUCAUCGUCCUCUUUCGCUACAUAUUCACGACAAUCCUCGCUCUCUCUGUCAAUAUGCAGCUCGGUCUUGGUCUUACUUCGCUUCUGGCAAGCCUCGUCGUCGCCAUCUCUGCACCAGAGUUGGUUGAUGCUGCUCCUCUCAACCGCAUUGCCCCUGUCAGCCGUCGUGCUCCUGGUGGCAUGGUCACCAUGCCCUUGAAGCGCAUUCAGCAGAGGGAUGAUCUCCACCCCCAGCUCCUUCUCCAACAGCACAUCAAUAGGUCUCACCGUCGUUUGGCUCGCAUGACUGGCCGGGACGAACCCACGAAGCGUGACCUCGAGAACGCCAUCGCCAAGCGUAUGUACCACAUCGAGAAGCGUGGCGAGUCCAUCGAGGCCCGUUUCAACCGCAACGGCUUUAGCAGCUCUGACCUCAAGGCUAAUGCGAAGAAGGGUGCCGUCGCUGCUGCCAAAGGCAAGAAGAAGGGCAAGGGUGCUGCUGCUGCCGCCGGUGCAGGUGCCGGAGCCGCUGCUGGUGCCGGUGCUGCUGCUGCUGCUGGCUCCAAUGCAAGCGCUACCGCCACCGCAUCUGCUGCCGCAGGUUCUGGCACUGGCAUUUCGCAAAUCGAUGUCGACGCGGAGACCAACGGUGGUUUGACCGCAGCCAACACCCCCACGGGCAACAACAGUCUUGGUCUUGACAUUGAGGCCAACGACGUUGGUUACAUUGCGACCGUUCAGAUGGGUACACCCGCGACGGACUUCAAGUUGCUCAUGGACUCUGGCUCUGCCGAUCUCUGGGUUGGCUCCGCCGAUGGAUGCCAGUCGAGUGCUGGUGGUGACUGCGGAAACCACACUUUCCUCGGCACAGCCUCCUCUUCUUCCUUCGUGAACACGAACACGGCUUGGCAGAUCACUUAUGGCUCCGGUGCCGUUUCUGGUGAUAUCGUCACCGACAACCUUGUUGUCGCUGGCCUCAGUCUCAACGCUCACACAUUCGGUGUUGCCACUGAGGAAACCCAGGACUUCUCCGACGACUCUGUUCCUUUCGACGGUCUCAUGGGUCUCGCGCAGAGCACCCUUUCCGAGCAACAGACACCCACCCCCGUUGAAUCACUUGCUUCUGCCGGCCUCAUUGACUCCGCCACAACUUCCUUCAAGAUCUCUCGUCUCGCCGAUCAGGCAAACGAUGGUGAAAUCACUUUCGGUGGUCUCGACUCGUCCAAGUUCGACGCCUCUACGCUCACUACGAUCGCAAACGUCAACACCGAAGGUUUCUGGGAGGCAGCCGUUGACUCAUUCAGCGCUGACGGUCAAGAUCUCGGACUUACUGGCCGCACUGCCAUCCUCGACACCGGCACCACCCUCAUCGUUGCUCCCGCUGAUGACGCCGCCACCGUUCACGCUGCCAUCCCCGGUUCUCAGUCUGAUGGCCAGGGCGGAUUCACCAUUCCUUGCACCACCUCGACUUCGAUCGCGCUGACCAUGAACGGCACUUCCUUCGCUAUCGACCCCAGGGAUCUUCUGUUUGCCCCCGUGGACGCGAACGACCUCACAGGCGACUGUGUCUCCGGUAUCUCAAGUGGUAGCGUCGGUGGCGCCAACGAGUGGUUGGUCGGCGAUGUCUUCCUCAAGAACGCGUACUUCUCCACCAACGUGAACACCAACCAGAUCCAACUCGCCAAGCUCGUUUAGAGUUUCGAGGUUUUCUUGGAUCGGGUCGUGGGUCGUGCUUCCAGGGCUCUUCCGGAGAGGUUGCGGGUUUUGUGUCUUUUGCGUGUUAUGUAUUGCUGUGUACGAUGUUGUGGACCGGCUUCGCUUUUCGUGCUCGCUCAUAUGGGAAUUGCUGCUUCAUCUUUACUUAUUAUUUCCCUUUCUUUCUCUGUGCCCACUCACUGCUGGUGUAGACCUGGGUUGAUGCUUACUACUGUCGGUUGCGAUACUUGUACUGCGUCCAGUACGCGCGUCAUUUGUCUGUUACCUGCACAUCACAUUCUAACUAUCGGCCUCCAUCUUCAUACUGCUCGUCGUCAUGGGUUUGGGUACAGCACUUUUGCAUUCACAUGGAACUUGAACGUCUCGGAGGCGGAUGAUUGAUAGACCUCGACUGGUCGGCGGGAACGGAGUGUUGUACGCUUGUUUGCUCCCAAUGACUAUACUCGAGGUUGGAGGAA
This is a messenger RNA of Stereum hirsutum FP-91666 SS1, 2291 nucleotides long. Its product is annotated as acid protease. The transcript has 5 exons. Bases 193 to 1812 code for a protein of 539 amino acids. The record is from RefSeq and is a predicted model, not a curated record. Lineage: Eukaryota; Fungi; Basidiomycota; Agaricomycetes; Russulales; Stereaceae. Gene Ontology annotation, biological process: proteolysis. Gene Ontology annotation, molecular function: aspartic-type endopeptidase activity.